AUGCCCGUCGCGCAGCAGUCAGGGAAGGUGUUAAUCAGCCAUCCAAAGGGUGCCUCGGCAGAGAUUCUGUUAUACGGUGCGACCGUCAUCUCCUGGAAGUCUGGUAGUAUACCUAGCCCGGAGCUUGUCGAACGACUUUUUGUUUCAUCAAAGGCCACCUUGGACGGCAGCAAGCCCGUUAGAGGUGGAAUUCCCGUCGUCUUUCCGUGCUUUGGCGCUCCCACCCAUCCCGAACAUUCACUACUUGGUCAACAUGGGUUUGCACGCAGCGAGCUGUGGACAUUCCAUAGCAUUGUGAUGGACAAUGAAUCUGGCGUAUCUGUGAAGCUCACUCUCGAACCGAAAGCCAGUAUCACUGAGAAGUUCAAGCGGCCUUUUCACCUCUCAUAUAUUGUGACACUAGCGGAGCAUCAAUUGUCCACCGAUCUUCACGUCAAGAACACUGGCUUGUCCACCUCACCCCCUCUCGAAUUCCAGGCGCUCUUUCAUAAUUACAUUCGCGUACCUUCUGAUGACGUCCUUGUCACUCCGCUGCAAGGAAUCACAUACUACGAUAAGACAGAAACCUCCGAAGAACUCCGCAGCCUUCCCAAAGUGGAAACGCGAGCCAGUGUCGAUGUGCGGGAAUUCACGGACUUCGUGUACGAGAAUGCACCCGGGACCUAUGAGGUAGCUUCGCCAGUCAGCAGGAUCGAAGUCAGAGCGACAAAUCUCAAAGACGUAGUCGUAUGGAAUCCCCGAGCCGAGGCAGGAUCAAAGAUAGCUGAUAUGGAAGCUGGAGGAUGGGAGAGGUACAUUUGCGUCGAACCAGGAUAUGUACGCGGAUUCGUGGCAGUUGAGGCAGGACAGACAUGGAUUGGCCAGCAAGUGUUAACAGCUAAGCUUUAA
Molecule: messenger RNA, 888 nt
Organism: Fibroporia radiculosa
Lineage: Eukaryota; Fungi; Basidiomycota; Agaricomycetes; Polyporales; Fibroporiaceae
Exons: 4
Coding region: 1-888 (295 amino acids)
Biological process (GO): carbohydrate metabolic process
Molecular function (GO): isomerase activity; carbohydrate binding
Source: RefSeq, a predicted model, not a curated record